This is a messenger RNA of Anopheles coluzzii, 553 nucleotides long. RefSeq names its product succinate dehydrogenase assembly factor 3, mitochondrial (gene Sdhaf3). The coding region runs from base 102 to 425 and encodes 107 amino acids. Gene Ontology annotation, biological process: succinate metabolic process; mitochondrial respiratory chain complex II assembly. The transcript has 4 exons. Lineage: Eukaryota; Metazoa; Arthropoda; Insecta; Diptera; Culicidae. The record is from RefSeq and is a predicted model, not a curated record. Gene Ontology annotation, cellular component: mitochondrial intermembrane space; mitochondrion.
GUGUAAAAAAUGUGUAUGAUUGAUUCUGGCAGCACUGGUCAUGUUUACGUAACUUCAUUUGACAGACACGAGCUGAGCGGAAUUAAAACAAUUGGAUAAAAAUGAACCACGUACAGAAAGUGAGAGUUUUGUACAAAACUAUUCUUCGUAUGCACCGUGGACUGCCGGUGGCGUUGCAGGAGCUCGGUAAUAACUACGUGAAAGAAGAGUUUAAACGCCACAAAAUUUGUUCUCCUAUGGAAAGCCAGAAAUUUAUGAGCGAAUGGGCAGGAUAUGCGAUAAAUCUUGCUGAGCAACUGGGUUUGCGAGGGAAACCCGGACCGAUUGGAAUGAUUGGAGAAGAUUUGACUGAAACUCAAUUAAACCAUUUUCGAGAUGAACAGAUAGCUCAGCUGUAUGAGCUACUGCAGGAAGCCAAACGAUAAUAGAUGAUAAAGGACCUGUCUGGAUCAUUAUCAAUCACCAUAAAAGAAUUGGGUAUUUCUGGGAAGAAUGCAUCACAAUCGAAUUGCUUUUUGAUUUCCGUCAAAUAGAUUCGAUGGCAACGAUCGGA